Molecule: messenger RNA, 2508 nt
Organism: Bactrocera dorsalis (oriental fruit fly)
Lineage: Eukaryota; Metazoa; Arthropoda; Insecta; Diptera; Tephritidae
Exons: 6
Coding region: 187-1734 (515 amino acids)
Cellular component (GO): cytoplasmic microtubule
Source: RefSeq, a predicted model, not a curated record
UCCUACAGUUACUGUCAUAUACAAAAAAGUCAAAAUCGUCGAGCGUAAACUUCAAAAUUUUUCAAAUUUUAUUUUGAAAAUUUUUAUUUUUACAAUUCGUGAGAAUAUUUAUUUUGUCUGAGUUUAUAUAGCAGUAACAGCAGUAAAACGGAGGGAAACAAGCGAAGAAACGAGAGCAGCUCUUGCAUGAGCAACGGAGGAGUAGUAGAGUCACGGAGUAAAAGUGCAAUAUCUGCGACGUCAGUGAAACCCAUGGAAACAUUAAAGGGUAUUUUCAGUGUCCCCAAGAUGGAUCGUAAUCGUCGAAACUUCCUGAGGGAGAAUAAAUUGAGCUUACGUGAAUUACAAAGGGUGACUAAUAAGAGUAAAAUACAACAGCAACAAGAGCAACUGUUACGGGACCAAAAGUACGCUGGACGCCGUUCACAAUCUCAACAACGUAACAAUAACAAUUGCUUGGAUAAACAAACUGUGGCGCGCUGCCCUUCAUUGUCACGGGUUCCCAGUGGCCGUGUUAUGGGGACUGCUGCUGCCGGUGGUGUCGGCGAUUGCUCAAAUCAUAUUAGUAGACGCAGUGUUUCGCGAACAAAUAGCACGACGACAAUCAAAUCUGUGCAUAAACAAGUGCAAACUGAAGAUAUACAAGACGAACAAUUUCUUUAUGACGCUUUGAAACGUUGUACCACCAACGAAUCUCAGUCACGUUUUAAUGGUUUACAACCAAACUUUACGCCACGUUCACAACAUAUUGCGAACGAUGCACAAAGCCGAAACUCUUUUUAUCCGUCAGCUGAUGAGGACCAAAGGUGUCUGGGGAAUACAGAUGACCGUAGGUUUGCUACCCAGCCACAAAUGGAGGAUCCAUACGUACAACGUGAAGAUACAAAUAAUUAUGUGGAGCAAUAUAAUGCACAGCAACAUGGCGAAGUAAUUGAUGGUGAUGAUGUAGAUACAAUACAUAAUGAAAAUGUUGAACGAUUAUAUGCGCCUGAAUCAUCAUCAAAGUACAAUUUUGCACCAACUCCACGCUCUCAACAACACUUCACCAAUGGAUAUAAUAUGGUGGAUAGUGAUGGAUUACCACCAACAACAACAAUGCAAUCAUCAUAUGAACCGCCAGAUCAACAGCAACAGCAACAACCAUUGCGUUACCGAAUGCAACCUCAUGUACAAGGUGAUUUACGUGCCAAUUUCGAAAAUAUGUCUUUAAACAACGGUUACGGCGGCGUUGGUGUCUGUGAUGUUGCUGUUGAUGAAGAAUAUGGUGCCUUAGGAAAUAGCGGUGGCGUUGAGGCUGUUUCCAUAUCAGGUCGUAGUCGGCGUACGAAUAUUUCACAUAAUUCACAGCAAAGUAAUACAGAUUUGGUCAAAAAGCGUUCAAGUGGUAGCAUACACAAACUAGGUUCUCGAGAUAACAUAAGUCUGCCUCGUUAUUUGGAGCGUGAGAAACGUGAAAAGGAGGAACAACGCCAACGUCAAAGUGAACGUGAUCCCAAUUGCCCGCCUGGACAUUACCCGCUAUCGGAUAAAGAGCGCCAGGCAGCACUUCAAUCAGCUGAAACCAGAUUCAAAGCACUUGUAAAUGAACUAAAUCGCAUGCCUAUGACAACUGAAACUUUACGUAUGCGUGUGCGCAAAGCCGAAAUCGAGAAAGAACUGAAACUACUCGAAACAGAUAUACGGGUAUUCUCAAAGUCUAAGGUUUAUUUGAAGCAUAAGGAACAGAACAUUUGAAAUGAACACUUUUGUGGGUAAAUGUAUAUGUUUGAUAACAGCCAAUGAGGCAAAAAAAGGAAAUGUAAAAAAUGUGCAUAAAAUAUACUUUAAGACAUUGCGAUGUCAUCAAUGCCAUUGCCCUAUACUAACAUAAUUGCCUAUAUAUUUAAUUGGUGUUAAUUGUACCUUUGUCAUUAGCAUUGGAAACUUAUUUUCUCCUGUGUAUGUUAAUUUUCAUUAAGACUUUCAAGUAUUUUGAUAUAGAGGUGUGUGUGUUUGUAUAAUAUUUUUGUGUGCAUAUACAUAUGUAUGCCUUAAUUUGUGGGGCUUUUAAGUGGCCAUAGUCAGAAACCACCAAUAGAAUUAUAAUUCGGAUGUGCGACGUGUGUACUAGUUUGAUAAUUAUUUUGAAGUUAUGUGCAUUCAAAACAAACAGGAAGCCACAUAAUUCAUAGGUACUGAUAUCUACUAAUGAAAUAUAUUAUUUCUUAUAUAAAUAUGCAAGUAAAUAUUUGUAUUAAAUGACACGAAUAUUAAAAGAAUCGAAAUCUAUAAUACAUUUUUUUCUUAUGCAAUUAACUACCUGCAAGCUUUGAAAUCUAUUUAAAUUUUUUUAACUGGAAAUAGUUAUUGAAAAACUAUAGCAUUUGCAUUUAAGGCGAUAAUAAUAUAAAACAAAACAAAAAAAUAUGUACCUAACAGAGUGUGUAAAUACAUAAAUAAAAUGAAUUUAUUAUGAAAAACAAAAAUUUUUAGUUUUGAUUGCAUGACAAUCUUCAUAAAAAUGCACUU